AUGGCCGCGCACUGGCCGAUCCCCGGCACCGGCAUUGCCUGUGGUCGUGGCAGUCCUUGCGUUUGGGGCAUCCGAACGGUGCGGACCAGUCAUGGAGGCCGUUGCAUCCUUCCAGCCCUUCCAGCCUCCGCCUGCGGAGUUCUCGCGGCGUCCCUGAGAUCCCGUCGAGCUACGCCCAGGCGCAGGUGCAGGGCGCUGCCAGAAGCGCUUCUGGCAUGUGUGGGUGGUGGUAUUGGUGCCACUUGCAGGUUUGGGAUUUCCAGACUUGGAGCAGCUAGAGGUUGGUCUGUCUGGGGCACCAUGAUGACCAACUUCUUGGGAUGCGGCCUGCUGGCGAUCAGCAACAUCAUCAAGCUCACCCAGCAGCAGCGGAUUCUCUUGGGCACCGGCUUUUGUGGAGGCUUCACCACAUUUUCCACCUUUGCCGUGGAAGCAGUGCAGCUGAUGAGGACCGAGCUUGGGAGAUGGAAACCUCCAAACUCCACUGCCACUGCUUCAAAACUUCAUCGUGUCACGGGCUUUUGUUGGCCAUAG
This is a messenger RNA of Cladocopium goreaui, 534 nucleotides long. The record is from the annotation of a GenBank genome assembly. NCBI's taxonomy places the organism in Eukaryota, Dinophyceae, Suessiales, Symbiodiniaceae.